Cercospora beticola is the source of this 2517-nucleotide messenger RNA. RefSeq names its product class I SAM-dependent methyltransferase. Lineage: Eukaryota; Fungi; Ascomycota; Dothideomycetes; Mycosphaerellales; Mycosphaerellaceae. The record is from RefSeq and is a predicted model, not a curated record.
AUGGCGUCUUUCCUUACCUCCCUCAACGAUCGUCUGGCACUGCCCGAAUACCAGCUCUCGUUGGUGUCGAUAUGCGGAAUCCUCUUCGUGCUGGCUUGGGUCCUGCUCUUUUUCACGGAAUUGAGCAGUAUUAAGCAAGCCUACAGAAGCGCCAACUACCUCUUCAAGUUCGCCUAUUCCUGCUUCUUCAAGCCCCAUUCCGGAGAUGGAACUGGCAAGCAGCAAGAUGCUCUUGAGAGCUUCUACAAGUCUCAGGCCGAAAUCUACGACGCCACACGAUCACGGCUUUUGCAGGGAAGAGAAGAUAUGCUGGCUCUGGUAGCAGCUCAGGUCAUAUACAGACGGGAUAUAGGCCAGACAAGCGCUAAGCCAAUCUGGGUUGACAUUGGCGGCGGUACAGGAUGGAACAUCGAACAGAUGGCUGAGCACGUGGAUGUGCCCAACUUCUUCCAUGCCGUAUACCUGGUCGAUCUGAGCACUUCUCUGUGUGAGAUUGCCCGCAAGCGAUUCGAGAGGCUUGGCUGGAAGAACGUCCACGUCAUCUGUGAGGACGCUCGCGUCUUCCGAUUGUCCGACUAUGAAGCUGGAAUUGAGGACGAGAAGCGCGACUUCAGCAUCGGCCGCUCUGCAUACGACGAUGAGGCACGCGACAGCGUGGGCGCUGACGUUCUCACCAUGUCCUACAGCUUGAGCAUGAUUCCUGAGUUCCAUCCAGCAGUGGACAGUGUUGCCAACCUUUUGGCGCCAAAUGGCAUCGUUGGCGUGGUCGACUUCUAUGUCCAGAACAAGAUCGAAUUCGCAGGCCGCAACUACACUGGUGGCAGUAUUGACCGACACUGCAUGUGGAUCAGCCGCGUCUUCUGGAGGACAUGGUUUGAGCUCGACCGCGUCAACCUGGAUUCUGCGAGACGCGACUACAUUGAGUACAAAUUUGGCACAAUUCUCAGCACCAACCGCAGAUGCCAUCUUUUAGGCUUCCGCAUUCCAUACUAUAUCUUUGUUGGAUGUGCUCGCACCACGAUCAACCCACUUCAGCAAAUGGCGGCAGUGGACGCUGCUGUCACCGAGAGUCCAUUCAUUGCAGCUCUCGAUAUCCAUGCUCAAAGCUUGUCGCGUAAGAAUCGUCGAAGCUCUAGCGCCGAGCGUCGUAGUAAAGCCUACGAUACCGCGGUCGUGAAUCUCGCAGCCAGUCUUCCGCUCCCUGCUGCCUACUACCAAACCAACAAGACCCGCGUGUACUACGAUGACACGCUUCAGAAGCAUCGCCAAUUCAACGAUGAAUACAUCUACAGUUUCACCUGGGAGGAUUCACGAGUUGAUUCUCGACUGCUCAAGAUCACAUCAGACGAUGUAAUUCUGGCUCUUACCAGCGCUGGAGACAACAUUCUCAGCUACGCCCUCGAACGACCAAAGCGAAUCCAUGCAGUCGAUUUGAACCCAGCACAGAAUCAUCUGCUGGAGCUCAAGGUUGCUGCAUUUCGUGGACUUGAGUACCAAGACUUUUGGAGACUGUUCGGUGACGGCAAGAUCGACAACUUUCAUAAGCUCUUGUUGGAACGUCUGUCUCCUCAUCUUUCCUCUCAGGCCUUUGACUUCUGGCUUCAUGCCGGUCCUUCGACAUUCGAUCCACGCGGCAAGGGAUUGUACUUCACUGGUGGCAGCCGACAUGCUCUCAAGCUCGUCUCAUGGCUUGGCAGUCUUCUCGGUGUUCGCAAAGAUAUGGAAAAAUUGGCUUCCGCAUCGACUUUAGCCGAGCAACGCGAGAUCUGGAACCGACGCGUAAGAAAGGUGCUUCUGUCGCAAUUGCUUGCAUACUUCGUUGUUGGCUCCGAAAGAUUCUUGUGGAAGGCGCUCGGUGUUCCUGGUGAGCAGCGAGCUAUGAUCGAGGAGGACUUCAAGCUCCAGCUUGACCGAGGUGAUGCUGUCAAGGCUGACAAGAGCGCUGAGAAGAGUGGCACAGGCGAGCCGGGUGCUGUUGGUGCCACGAAGAGUGGAAAAGCGAUCUGGAACUAUGGCGUUCAGACGCUCGAUCCAGUCGCUAAUGGAACUCUGCUCAGCGAGGACAAUCACUAUUACUUGCUGUGUCUGCUUGGUCACUACACACGCCGCUGCCACCCAACCUACCUCACGCCGAAAUCCCACAUGAAACUCUCCGCCCCAGGCGCUCUCGAAAACAUUCGCAUCCACACCGACGAACUCGCCGAAGUCUUCGCUCGCAUGCAACCCGAAGCGCUCACCAUUGCAGUCCUCAUGGACAGCAUGGACUGGUUCACGCCCGGUGGUCCAGAAGCACCAGCACAAUGCAAAGCCGUCAAUCGUGCCCUCAAACUCGGAGGCAGAGUUUUGAUUCGCAGUGCAGGUCUCAAUCCGUGGUAUAUGCGAGUCUUUGAAGAGUAUGGAUUUAGCCCGAAGAGAGUGGCAGCGAGGAUACCGCCUGGCACAUGUACAGACCGGGUGAAUAUGUACGCCAGUACUUGGAUAUGUACGAAGGUGAUUAGUCUGGUGGAGAAAGAAUGA